GUUGAGAGAAACGAAGGAGUCCCCCUAUGCACUUUUGAGCCUAAAGGGACCCUACCUCGAGCCCCAAGGGACCGUACAUUCGGGACGGGGAGGCAGAGAGCGAUCCCCAGGUUCUUGAUAAUGCAGGGAGCUGGGGAAGUGGCACCCAUUGCCCGAGGCGGUGGCGCGGGCAACUCCAGCGCCAGCAGGGUGGCUCUUACCCGGAGGGUGCCGAGCUGCGGGCGGUCGGCCCGGGCGGCGGCUGGAAUCCAUCGGGCGCUGCCGGGCUGCGCUCACCCUCGGCGGCAGGUUUGGGCUCAUGUUGCUGGGGGGAAUCUGGUGGGAAGCGCGCGGCCGGGGUCGCCCUGGCGAAGCAGGCGGGUCGGCUCCCCGCAGGAGUGUGAGCGGCGGCGGGUGGCUCGGCGCCCGGGCUCCUUCCGGGCUCCCCGCCGGCUCCGGAGGCGGCAGCGAUCACGACUGGGGGCGAGCUGCCGUGGAGACGCGGCGGGAGCCCAGGCCGCUGCGGACCACGCGAUCCCGCAGCCGACGACUAGAGCCCACCUCUGCAGAGACAAAGACACCCAAGGAUUCAGCAAGCACCAAGGAAAUGGAGGACAGACGCUGGAUGUGAAUUCUUAUGCAGUGAAUUAAACAAUGUUAUUACACAUGUAAA
Mastomys coucha (southern multimammate mouse) is the source of this 652-nucleotide messenger RNA. RefSeq lists its product as uncharacterized. Bases 121 to 630 code for a protein of 169 amino acids. The transcript has 4 exons. NCBI's taxonomy places the organism in Eukaryota, Metazoa, Chordata, Mammalia, Rodentia, Muridae. The record is from RefSeq and is a predicted model, not a curated record.